Pseudovirgaria hyperparasitica is the source of this 1494-nucleotide messenger RNA. RefSeq lists its product as uncharacterized. The transcript has a single exon. NCBI's taxonomy places the organism in Eukaryota, Fungi, Ascomycota, Dothideomycetes, Acrospermales, Acrospermaceae. The record is from RefSeq and is a predicted model, not a curated record. The coding region runs from base 1 to 1494 and encodes 497 amino acids.
AUGCAAGUAGUUACGCCCUCCAGAAUAGGAGAAGAACUAUCUCCAAACGCCAACUCAUGGCCCCACAAGCCGAUGAAAUACCUAGAUUUAGACGCCCUGGCUCAGCACAAGCGUAUCAACAAGCUCUACACCAACCUCACAUUCUGCUUUCCGCUGUCAGACACCAGUGUUCACACGCAGCUCUCCAUUCAAGAAGCAUUACGUCGCGCCCUCACUCGUCGUCUCUGUCCUGCCUUUCCAUGGCUCGCUGGAUAUGUUUGUGACGCAGGAGAACGUCCAGGGGAGGGUCAGGGUAGAUUUGCGAUCAAGUACGAUUCGUACGUCCCUGAUCAACCACUCGGCAGCCAUCUUGUCGAUCCGCAUCCCCGGUUCAUCUCGUUUCCAGACUGGAAGGAAUUGAAGAGGGUGCAAUUCUGCCUUCCAACCGCCGGUCUUGAUGAGAGACGUUUUGCUAGGUUCGAGACAUUUGAUGAAAGUGCAGGAAAUGUGCUUGGCUUCGCGGUAGUAUUUGUGCAUGGAGGGCUGCUAUUGACGGUAAGUGCCCACCACGGGAGCAUGGAUAUGGCAGGGCUAGCAUGGGCCAUGCGGAUGCUGGGGAAGGCGCUGAGGAAUGAGAAGUACAGCGAAGAGGACCUGCGGGUCGGGAACAUGUCUCGAAAGGGGCUGUUAGAGGGCUUUAAAGAGAAUGACGAGUCCAUUGAGGACAGCAACGUCAAGGACGAAGGCGUGACAGAGCGAACAAGACCUACAGAAACAAAGACCAAAGUAAACGACGAGACCAAGCAAACCCGCCUAUGCUGGGCGUCCUUCUCGUUCUCCGCCAGCUCACUGUGCAUGCUAAAGGAGUCAGCUUCACACGACGGCGUCCCAUCAGACAGAUUCAUCUCCACAGACGACGUUCUCAGCGCAUUCAUCUGGCAAGCCAUCACACGCGCACGCACGACUCGAUUCACGGCUCACCCAUCAUCACUCACCACGAUGCUCUCUCGAAAUAUCGACAUGCGCCGCUCCUUUGGCGUCCCGCUCGCAUAUCCAGGCCUACUCGUCACCUCCACAACCACCCUACUCACGUUCGACAAACUCUUCUCUGCGCCCCUAGGCGCCAUCGCGUAUAUACUUCGCGAGGCACUCGAUCCUGAGACUCUGCGACGCGAAACACGGGCGCAGGUUGACUAUAUCAAGGCGCAUAACGCACCUGCUAGAAAAGUGGGGGAGAUUACGGGACUCGAUGUGCGGCUGAGUAGUUGGGCGAAGGAAGAUUGCUGUGAGGUCGACUUUGGGCCGGAGAUUGGGAGGCCGGUGGCAGUGAGGAAAUUGUUGUUAGAAGCUGGGGCGAGAGAGGGAUUGGUUUAUUUCUUGCCGCGGGGUCGGGAUGGGGAGAUUGUUGUGGAUGUUUGUUUGACGGUGGGUGAUAUGGAGAGGAUGAGGAUGGAUCGUGAGGUUGAGAGGAUUGCUGUUAUGGUGGGUGGUAUGGGUGUUUGUGGUGAUACCUAG